Molecule: messenger RNA, 3093 nt
Organism: Ostrea edulis (European flat oyster)
Lineage: Eukaryota; Metazoa; Mollusca; Bivalvia; Ostreida; Ostreidae
Product: glycogen phosphorylase, muscle form-like
Exons: 2
Coding region: 95-2635 (846 amino acids)
Biological process (GO): glycogen catabolic process
Cellular component (GO): cytoplasm
Molecular function (GO): pyridoxal phosphate binding; glycogen phosphorylase activity
Source: RefSeq, a predicted model, not a curated record
GUCAUGUAGAUAUACUAUUGUGACGUCAUGCAUUGCUUCGCGACUGUAUAACUUUGGUGUCUCCGUAGUGUGUAGAAUAAGAAAUUUAUUCAAAAUGGCAUUAACUAUUGAGGAUAUCAGGGCAAAGCAGAGGAAAAUUAGCAUUAGCGGAAUAGCUCCUCCGGAAUGUGUGAACAACAUUAAGAACAAUUUCAACAAACAUCUCCACUUCACCCUGGUGAAGGAUCGGCAGAACGCCACAGCGCGGGAUUAUUUCUUCGCCCUGGCCCACACAGUGAAGGAUCAGGUAUGUGGGCGGUGGAUCCGAACCUAUCAACACCACCACAGGAUGGACUCCAAGAAUAUAUACUACCUGUCCCUGGAGUUUUACAUGGGGAGGGCCCUGACCAAUACUAUGGUCAAUAUAGGGAUUUCUAAGGAAUGUGAUGAAGCUAUGUAUCAGCUGGGGUUAGAUAUUGAGGAACUAGAAAGCAUGGAGGAGGAUGCUGGUUUGGGUAAUGGCGGAUUGGGACGACUGGCAGCAUGUUUUCUGGAUUCCAUGGCCACGCUGGGAAUGCCAGCAUAUGGUUACGGGAUUAGAUAUGACUACGGCAUCUUUGAACAGAAAAUCGAACACGGCUGGCAGUUUGAGGAACCCGAUGAAUGGCUACGUUUUGGGAAUCCGUGGGAACAAGCCCGCCCGGAGUAUGUUCUCCCUGUCAAUUUUUACGGAAGAAUUGGACAAGAUGAAAACGGUAAAAAAUGGGUGGGUUGCCAAACUGUCUACGCUUUACCAUACGAUACUCCGAUACCCGGAUAUGGUAACAACACCGUCAACAUCAUGAGGUUGUGGUCGGCAAAAGCUCCAAAAAGCUUCAACCUACAAGUCUUCAACGACGGUUCUUAUCUCCAAGCUGUGUAUGACAGAUACUUAGCGGAGAAUAUAACACGUGUUUUGUAUCCCAAUGAUUCUAUAUUCGAAGGUCGUGAACUGAGACUAAAGCAGGAGUACUUUUUGGUUUCUGCAUCUCUUCAGGACAUCAUUAGAAGAUACAAGGGCGGGAAAAAUUUUGAUUACGAGAGGGUGUCCUUCGUCGCUUUCCCCGAGAAGACAGCCAUUCAGCUGAAUGAUACCCACCCGGCACUUGCUGUUCCAGAGUUGAUGAGGAUUCUGCUGGAUGACGAGGGACUUACUUGGGAGGAGGCGUGGCAGAUUGUCGUCGACACGUGUGCGUACACAAACCACACCCUUCUUCCUGAAGCUUUAGAAAGAUGGCCAGUUUCACUUAUGCAGCAACUUCUACCUAGACAUCUACAAAUCAUAUAUCUGAUCAAUCAUUUGUUCUUGGAAAAGGUUGAAGAAAAAUGGCCGGGAGAUGUGGAUCGGAAGAGGAGGAUGUCAUUAGUUGAAGAGGGUGGUGGCAAAUCUAUCAACAUGGCGCAUUUGUGCAUUGUUGGGUCUCAUGUUGUCAACGGUGUCGCUAAAAUACAUUCAGAACUACUGAAAACCAGCAUAUUCAAAGAUUUCUACGAGAUGUAUCCGGAAAGGUUCCAAAACAAGACAAAUGGGAUAACUCCUCGCCGUUGGUUGUUGAUGUGUAACCCUACACUAGCCUCGCUCAUCAGUCAGAGAAUUGGUGAAGAAUGGAUCACUAACUUGGAUUUACUGAGAAACCUAGAACCACUGGCAUCAGAGAAGGCCUUUCUGAGAAGACUGAUACAAGUCAAACAGGAAAAUAAACAGAAAUUUGCUUGUUAUCUUGAAAAUGAAUUCAACAUUUCCAUCAAUCCUUCUUCUAUGUUUGAUGUUCAGGUGAAGCGAAUCCACGAAUACAAACGACAACUCCUUAACUGUCUCCACAUCAUCACGAUGUACAAUCAGAUCAAGAAACACAAUCCAAACGACUUCGUUCCGCGGACCGUGAUGAUUGGCGGUAAAGCCGCCCCUGGAUACUACAUGGCCAAACUGACCAUAAAACUCAUAAACAAUAUCGCAGACGUGGUCAAUCACGACCCUGAUGUGGGAGAUAAACUGAAAGUCGUCUUCCUGGAGAAUUACCGCGUUAGUCUCGCCGAGAAGAUUGUUCCAGCCACCGAUCUUAGUGAGCAAAUCUCGUUAGCGGGAACUGAAGCUUCUGGGACAGGCAAUAUGAAGUUCAUGUUGAAUGGUGCUAUCACCAUUGGAACAUUGGACGGUGCUAACGUGGAGAUGCGGGAAGAAGUCGGUGAGGAGAACUUUUUUCUGUUUGGUAUGACUGUUGAGGAGGUGGAGAAUCUCAGAAAGGAAGGCUACUACCCGCGGAAAUACUACGAGGAAAACGCCGACCUCAGAGAAGCCAUUGAUCAGAUCAACAGCGACUUCUUUUCUCCGGAGGAACCCGGUCUCUUCAGGGAUAUCUUCAAUAACCUGAUGUUCAGUGAUCACUACUGUCUGUUGAAGGACUACAGUUCAUACAUCGAGUGCCAGCACAGAGUUAGCGAGCUGUACCGAAAUCCCUUAGAGUGGGCAAGCAUGUGUCUACGUAACAUUGCAGCUUCCGGUAAAUUCUCAAGUGACCGCACUAUAAUGGAAUAUGCAACAGAAAUCUGGGGAGUGGAUCCAUCAGGGAUUAAGCUACUCGCACCCCACGAGGAGUCAAACAACAUCGAGGAUUGAACUCCGCCUACGGAAUAGACACUAAAUCCAUCCUUAUCCACGAUUUUAAAAAUAAAACCAAGCAUUCUGCAUUCUUCAAGUGAAUUUGUCUAUUGUAUUCAAAUAAGAACAUAAAAUACAUAAAGCAGUUUCAACAUAUAAUACAGCACAAUUAAAACUAUUUAGUUGUAUACACUUUCAUGAGGUUCAUUUACUACAUAGUUAGAGAAAUUCAAUAUCAAGUCUAAUAAAAAGAGUUUAUUUACAUUCAUAAUUUUGUUAAGAAUUGCUCAAGAAAUAUAAAUCGCGUGCAGUAAUCUGCAGAAAGUAAAAUACACCGGAUGGCUGUCGUUCAAUGAGUCUUUAACACCAUAGGUCCAACUGUUCUACAUAAAACACAGUUAACUCGCACAAGAACAUGUAAAUCAUACAGUUAACAUUACUUUUGACAUCAUUUCACAUAUUUUCCUACUUACAAA